AUGCCUUGGGGUAUCAAUAAUCCUUUACCCGCUUCUAUGAGAAGCGAGUGUAAGAAGGCUGGCAAAAUAUUAGCUUCUUUCGUCGACCCGAGACAGAGCUUUGGUCCUGACAAGAUCAUCCCUCCUCACAUUCUAGCAAAUGCAAAAGGCUUGGCCGUCAUCACCGUUCUUAAAGCAGGCUUUGUCGGCUCUGGUCGAGUCGGUUCCGGCAUCAUUGUCGCUCGCCUGGCAGAUGGCUCAUGGUCUGCUCCCUCGGCCAUUGCACUCGCAGGAGGUGGCUUUGGCGGUCAGAUAGGUUUCGAGUUGACUGAUUUUGUUUUCAUCCUCAACGAUGCUGCCGCAGUUCGAACAUUUUCCCAAGCCGCCUCCCUCACACUCGGUGGCAAUGUCAGUAUAGCUGCUGGUCCCGUCGGAAGAAAUGCAGAGGCUGCCGGUGCCGCGAGUCUAAAGGGUGUCGCAGGAAUCUUCUCAUACAGUAAAACAAAAGGCUUGUUUGCUGGAGUCAGUCUGGAAGGCAGCGCUUUAAUCGAGCGGAGGGAUGCCAAUGAAAAGCUGUACAGUGGAAGAGUUACGGCACGUCAAUUACUCGAGGGCGCCGUCCGGCCUCCUCCAGCUGCAGACCCAUUGAUGAGGGUCCUCAAUACUCGCAUCUUCUCGGGUGCAGCAGCUGCUGGUGACGGAAUGUACAAUGAUGUGCCAAUUUAUGAUGAUCAACAUGACAACGUGGUCUGGGAAGGAAGAACCGGCGAUGCCUACGGAGCAAAUACUCGAAAUAAUCGAUCUUCCACUUUCGGUUCGCAAAAUGACAACUACGAAUAUCGUGACAACCCUCGUCGAGCCAACACUUGGGCCGAUGAUGUUUAUGACCGCUCACCAGGCGCCGGGACACGCGCCAAUCCUAACGAAACCUUUGAGAGCAUGACUGCCAAUCGGAGUCGAGCCAGUACCUUGCAAAAUGACUUUACAGGUUAUUCUGAUAGCAAACCAAACAGACCAACAGCACCGAAACCUGUUUUCAGGCAGAAAACCGGAACGGCUGGUCUACGUUCAGAUCAAGCAGUGGCCCUUUUUACUUUCGAUGCCGAUCAAGAUGGCGACCUUGGUUUCAAGAAAGGAGAUGUUAUCACCAUCACCAAACGCACCGACAAUAAGACUGAUUGGUGGACUGGUCGAACAGAGGAUGGUCGUGUUGGUGUGUUUCCUUCGAAUUAUGUUGAAACGGCGUCAUAA
Exophiala bonariae is the source of this 1230-nucleotide messenger RNA. RefSeq lists its product as uncharacterized. The transcript has 3 exons. The record is from RefSeq and is a predicted model, not a curated record. Gene Ontology annotation, cellular component: ruffle membrane; actin cortical patch. NCBI's taxonomy places the organism in Eukaryota, Fungi, Ascomycota, Eurotiomycetes, Chaetothyriales, Herpotrichiellaceae. Gene Ontology annotation, molecular function: actin filament binding; phosphatidylinositol binding. Gene Ontology annotation, biological process: regulation of ruffle assembly; actin cortical patch localization; actin filament bundle assembly. The coding region runs from base 1 to 1230 and encodes 409 amino acids.